AUGAAUCAGGGCAAGCCUUGCUCGUCGUUCCGCGGACAACAAGACUGCACACCGCCCGAUAGGGCUCCCGUUCCCACUCUCGCGUUCUUGUUGUCCCUCAUUUUGCAGAACGGAGGGGCGGUACUGUAUUUCGAAAUGCUACGCAAGUUUAGAUGA
This is a messenger RNA of Pyricularia oryzae 70-15, 156 nucleotides long. RefSeq lists its product as uncharacterized. NCBI's taxonomy places the organism in Eukaryota, Fungi, Ascomycota, Sordariomycetes, Magnaporthales, Pyriculariaceae. The record is from RefSeq and is a predicted model, not a curated record. The transcript is spliced from 4 exons. The coding region runs from base 1 to 156 and encodes 51 amino acids.